GCGCAGUUGCCAUGCGCUGAGGUCGUGCUGCAUCUGGUUGCCCGUCGCCGAUCGGCCUGUGGAUUGUGAGUGAAUUUCCCAUCAUGGAUACAGAUUUGUAUGAUGAAUUUGGUAACUAUAUUGGUCCAGAGUUGGAUUCUGAUGAAGAAGAUGGCAUAAGCAGAGAUGAAGAUCUGGAUGAGGAGGAUGAGGAAGAUGAAGAAGCUGGAGAUCAGGAUGAAGAUCACGUUGGAAUGGAAGUGGUGCUGCAUGAGGAUAAAAAGUAUUACCCCACUGCAGAGGAGGUAUAUGGACCUGAGGUAGAGACAAUUGUUCAAGAGGAAGAUACUCAGCCACUUACUGAACCCAUUAUUAAACCUGUCAAGAAAAAGAAGUUUACACUGAUGGAGCAGGAGUUACCAGAAACAGUGUAUGAUAUGGAGUUCCUUGCAGAUUUGAUGGAUAAUUCUGAGCUCAUUCGGAAUAUUACUCUUUGUGGGCACUUGCAUCAUGGAAAGACAAACUUUGUUGAUUGCUUGAUUGAACAGACUCAUCCAGAGAUUCGUAAAAAGGAUGAUCGUGAUCUUCGAUACACUGAUAUUCUCUUUACAGAACAGGAGAGAGGAGUGGGCAUAAAAAGUACACCUGUCACAAUGGUACUUCCAGAUUCCAAAGGCAAAUCCUAUCUUUUCAACAUCAUAGAUACGCCAGGGCAUGUAAACUUCUCUGAUGAGGUUACAGCUGGUUUCAGAAUCUCAGAUGGCAUGGUACUCUUCAUUGAUGCAGCGGAGGGGGUAAUGUUGAACACUGAGAGACUAAUCAAACAUGCCGUACAGGAGAAACUGGCUGUUACUGUUUGCAUCAAUAAAAUAGACAGACUUAUCCUGGAGCUAAAGCUGCCUCCAACUGAUGCAUAUUAUAAAUUACGACACAUUGUGGAUGAAGUCAAUGGUUUGCUUAGUGUCUAUUCAACAGAUGAAAACCUCAUUGUUUCACCUCUUCUGGGUAAUGUUUGCUUUGCGAGUUCUCAGUACAGUAUUUGCUUUACUUUGGGAUCCUUUGCCAAGAUCUAUUCUGAUACAUAUGGGGACAUUAAUUACACGGAGUUUGCAAAGCGUCUUUGGGGUGACAUUUACUUCAAUCCAAAAACACGCAAGUUUACAAAGAAGGCCCCAACAAGUAACUCUCAGAGAAGCUUUGUAGAAUUUAUUUUGGAACCUGUUUAUAAAAUUCUUUCUCAGGUUGUUGGUGAUGUGGAUACUACUUUGCCACGUACAUUAGAUGAGCUCGGUAUUCACUUAACAAAGGAGGAGUUAAAACUUAAUAUCAGGCCCUUGCUUCGACUGGUCUGCAAGAAGUUCUUUGGUGACUUUACAGGUUUGGUGGAUAUGUGUGUACAGCAUAUUCCAUCACCUCAGUCGGGUGCAAGGAAUAAGAUCGAACAUACUUACACAGGCAACCUGGAUUUGGAUCUUGGUGAAACAAUGAUAGAAUGUGAUCCCGAUGGGCCUUUGAUGUGCCACACAACUAAAAUGUAUAGUACGGAGGAUGGUGUCCAGUUCCAUGCAUUUGGCAGGGUGUUAAGUGGAACUAUUCAUGCAGGGCAGCCAGUGAAAGUACUUGGAGAGAACUACACAUUGGAAGAUGAAGAAGAUUCACAAAUCUGCACCGUGGGACGGCUCUGGAUUUCAGUUGCAAGGUAUCACAUAGAGGUUAACAGAGUUCCAGCUGGUAACUGGGUGCUCAUAGAAGGAGUCGACCAACCUAUUGUAAAGACAGCUACUAUAACGGAACCAAGAGGAAACGAUGAGGCUCAGAUUUUCAGGCCUCUCAAGUUUAAUACAGCAUCUGUCAUUAAAAUAGCUGUGGAACCUGUCAAUCCAUCUGAGCUUCCAAAAAUGUUGGAUGGCUUAAGGAAAGUCAACAAAAGCUACCCAUCACUAACUACUAAGGUAGAGGAGUCUGGGGAGCAUGUAAUAUUGGGAACUGGAGAACUCUACCUGGACUGCGUAAUGCAUGACCUCAGGAAGAUGUAUUCUGAAAUUGAUAUAAAGGUGGCUGAUCCUGUUGUAACAUUCUGUGAAACGGUUGUGGAAACCUCAUCUCUGAAAUGUUUUGCAGAGACACCCAAUAAAAAGAAUAAGAUUACAAUGAUUGCAGAACCUUUGGAGAAAGGCUUGGCAGAAGACAUAGAGAAUGAAGUGGUCCAAAUCACCUGGAACAGGAAAAAGCUGGGUGAAUUUUUCCAGACCAAAUAUGAUUGGGAUUUGUUGGCUGCCCGUUCCAUUUGGGCUUUUGGACCUGAUACUACAGGACCCAACAUUUUGGUUGAUGAUACUCUUCCAUCUGAGGUGGAUAAAGCACUUUUGGGUUAUGUGAAGGACAGUAUUGUCCAGGGAUUCCAGUGGGGAACGCGAGAAGGACCACUUUGUGAUGAACCAAUUCGUAAUGUGAAGUUCAAGAUUCUCGAUGCAGUGAUAGCACAGGAGCCAUUGCACAGGGGUGGCGGACAAAUUAUUCCCACAGCCAGACGAGUAGUCUAUUCAGCUUUCUUGAUGGCCACUCCUCGUCUGAUGGAACCAUAUUACUUUGUGGAAGUGCAAGCACCGGCAGACUGUGUUUCAGCCGUGUAUACUGUCUUAGCCAGGAGGAGAGGCCACGUGACACAGGAUGCACCAAUCCCAGGUUCUCCACUUUAUACAAUUAAAGCGUUUGUUCCAGCUAUUGAUUCGUUUGGUUUUGAGACUGACUUGCGGACACACACUCAAGGGCAGGCUUUCUCCCUCUCAGUCUUUCAUCAUUGGCAGAUUGUGCCAGGUGAUCCCUUGGACAAGAGCAUCAUUAUCAGACCCUUGGAGCCACAACCUGCACCUCACCUGGCCAGAGAGUUCAUGAUCAAAACCAGGAGGAGAAAGGGCCUCAGUGAAGAUGUUAGUAUCAGCAAGUUUUUCGACGAUCCUAUGUUGCUGGAACUUGCAAAACAAGAUGUAGUUCUUAAUUAUCCAUUGUAACUGAAGCAACAAUAUAGGAGCUAGAGCCAACUCUUUGCAUCUUGUGGCAGGAUUUUUGUAUGUUAGUGUUAGGCAAAAUAAGACUGAUGGCAAGGAAUACCAUAGAAAUAUGGAUUGAAUAACCUAGAGUGAGCUGACUUGAAUGUUGUAUUUUGUAUUGUACGUAGAAUGUUUCUAAAAUAAAACAGCUAAAUUUUCA
Mobula hypostoma (lesser devil ray) is the source of this 3189-nucleotide messenger RNA. It is a transcript of the gene eftud2, whose product is annotated as elongation factor Tu GTP binding domain containing 2. Gene Ontology annotation, biological process: mRNA splicing, via spliceosome. Gene Ontology annotation, molecular function: GTP binding; GTPase activity; U5 snRNA binding. The coding region runs from base 84 to 2990 and encodes 968 amino acids. NCBI's taxonomy places the organism in Eukaryota, Metazoa, Chordata, Chondrichthyes, Myliobatiformes, Myliobatidae. The record is from RefSeq and is a predicted model, not a curated record. Gene Ontology annotation, cellular component: U2-type catalytic step 2 spliceosome; U4/U6 x U5 tri-snRNP complex; cytosol. The transcript is spliced from 28 exons.